Messenger RNA from Talaromyces stipitatus ATCC 10500, 174 nucleotides. RefSeq lists its product as uncharacterized. NCBI's taxonomy places the organism in Eukaryota, Fungi, Ascomycota, Eurotiomycetes, Eurotiales, Trichocomaceae. The transcript is spliced from 2 exons. The coding region runs from base 1 to 174 and encodes 57 amino acids. The record is from RefSeq and is a predicted model, not a curated record.
AUGGCACCGAGACUAGCCGUAUCGCAACUCAUCCUCAUUCGUGAUAUGUUAGUUAGCGGUGAGCCAUUCACUGCAUCCCAGAUAGCUGUAGCUGCCGGCUGUAGUGAACGUUAUUUGGCAGUGUCAGAGCACCUCCAAAUCGUGUCGGUCGCCGACGAAGCAUCACGCCCGUGA